UCCAUGGCCAAAGUAGGUCCAUCAGUCCCGCCCCCCAUCACCAGGUUAUCUCCGCCCACCAUCGUCCUACAAGACAUGGAGGAGCAGCCAGGUGAAGUCCUGCAGGGGCACAGAGCCGCUGAGAGAGCCGGACCAGGAAUUUUGUUUAACGUCAACAACAGCAAUAACAACGAAGAAGAGGAGGAAAAGGAGGAAAAGAAGAAAAAGAAGAAAGAGAAGAAAGAGAAGAAAGAAAAAAAGGAGCAGAAACAGAAGGAGAAGCAGGAAAAGAAGGAGAGGAAGGAGAAAAAACAGAAGGAGAAAGAAGAGAAGGAAAAGGAGAAAGAGAAGGAAAAAGAGAAAGAGAAGGAAAAGGAGAAAGAGAAGAAGGCUAAAGAGGAGGCUCCUAAGGAGAUCGAAGUGGUUGAUCCGGCAGGUAACACCUACUACUACUGGCUGUUUAUUAUCACCAUCCCCGUCAUGUACAACUGGACCCUGAUCAUAGCCAGGGCAUGUUUUGAGGAGCUACAGACGGACUAUCUUGUCUGGUGGUUCAUCCUGGACUUUAUCUCUGACCUCACCUACAUCGCUGACAUGAUCUUCAGAACAAGGACCGGUUACCUGGAGCAGGGUCUACUGGUGAAGGAUGAGCAGAAACUGCGCGAGCGCUACAUUAAAAGCUUCCAGUUCAAACUGGACCUGAUCUCCAUGAUUCCCACCGACGUGAUGUACCUCGUAAUUGGCAUCACCUACCCCGAGAUCCGCCUCAACAAGCUCUUCAGGUUCAACAGGAUGCUGGAGUUCUUCCAGAGGACGGAGACCAGGACUAACUACCCCAACGCUCUCCGUAUCUCCAACCUCGUCAUGUACAUCGUCAUCAUCAUCCACUGGAACGCCUGCCUCUACUACUCCUUCUCCAAGGCCAUCGGUUUCGGUUCCGACAGGUUUGUGUACCCUGACCCGGCAGAUCCAGAGUUUGGUCGUCUGGUGAGGAAGUACGCCUACAGUAUGUACUGGUCCACGCUGACGCUCACCACCAUUGGAGAAACUCCGCCCCCUGUCGAGAACUCCGAGUACUUCUUUGUCGUCACUGACUUCCUGGUGGGCGUGUUGAUCUUUGCCACCAUCGUCGGUAACGUUGGUUCGAUGAUCACCAACAUGAACGCUGCCAGAGCCGACUUCCAGGCUCGCAUCGACGCCAUCAAACAGUACAUGAGCUUCCGAAAGGUAACUAAGGACCUGGAGAAGCGAGUGAUCAAGUGGUUUGACUUCCUGUGGACCAAUAAGAAAGCAGUGGAUGAGAGGGAGGUGUUGAAGUACCUGCCUGACAAACUGAGAGCCGAGAUCGCCAUCAACGUCCACCUGGACACCCUCAAGAAGGUUCGUAUCUUUGCGGACUGCGAGGCCGGUCUGUUGGUGGAGCUGGUGCUGAAGCUGCAACCUCAAGUCUACAGUCCAGGAGAUUACAUCUGUAAGAAAGGCGACAUUGGCAGAGAGAUGUACAUCAUCAAGGAGGGAAAACUCGCUGUUGUUGCUGACGACGGUAUCACGCAGUUUGUCGUCCUGAGUGACGGAAGCUACUUUGGCGAGAUCAGCAUCCUGGCUAUUAAAGGCAGUAAGGCAGGAAACAGGAGGACAGCCAACAUCAGGAGCAUCGGUUACUCCGACCUCUUCUGUCUUUCCAAAGAUGACCUGAUGGAGGCGCUAACAGAGUAUCCUGAUGCUAAAGCUCUGUUGGAGGAGAAGGGAAGGCAGAUUCUGAUGAAGGAUGGACUGCUGGACCUGGAGGUGGCAGCGCAGGGCCCCGAUCCCAAAGAGAUCGAGGAGAAGGUGGAGAAGAUGACGAGCACGCUGGACGUCCUGCAGACGCGUUACGCCCGCCUGCUGGCCGAGCACGAAGCCACUCACAGCAAACUCAAACACCGAGUCACCAGGCUGGAGAGGAAGCUGGUACCACCGCCACGGGCCGACCAGCCGGGAGAUGCUCCGCCCCCGUCUACACCUGAGCCACAGACAACUAAAGAAGAAGAAGAGAAGAAGUAGGGUGAAGAGGAGCAGCACUGGGAUGUUUGAUUUUAGACACUGGGUUAGCCAGAAGGGUGGGGAACAUGUUCUGACAUUAUAUUGGAUGAAACUCAAAUAUUUACAAAACUCAGAGACACAUUUCUGUUCCUCAAAGUUAGAUUAAUCUUACAUCCCUUUAAGUUCACUCAAGGUUGCUGUUCACUUUAUGUUACAUCAGUUCACUUAAUGUAGUUCACGGCACUCUGAUUAUAUAUUAUCACAGUAGUUAAUUGAUCUGAAUAAUCAUUGUGCACAACAUGUAAUUCUGCUUUAUGAGCAACACUUCCUGGAAGAGUCACGAUUUUCCUCCAAAUUCAUUAAAAUGUUGUAAACGUACAAGCUGACAGUUGUGUUUACACUGGAAACAAACUGAAGUCAAAGUGGACUGACUCCAGAUCAGUUGACUGCCUGUACGUAAAGGAACUGCUGCGUCAGCGGAGCACAAGAGGACGACCGAGCUUCAGGACAAACAGACUCUGCUGGGAUUGGCUGUAGAACAAGCUUCACUUCCUAGAUCACCUGCUUUAAAACCAUCAGAGGUCAAAGGUCAGCAGAUAUGACCGCAGCCUGCAUGUACAUCCCUAGUUUUUUUGUUUUUCUAUAAAGAAGAUUUUGCCUUUCCUGUAUAUGUUUAUUUUUCUCUGAGGGCUUGGCCGGCCAGUCACAUCACUGCUUUGUGUAAAAAGUUGUUAAAGCUACUUAGCAAAAACAUGAACCAAACUAACUCUGGAAGCACUGCACUGAAAUAAAGAUAUUUUAUAAGGAAA
Molecule: messenger RNA, 2810 nt
Organism: Micropterus salmoides (largemouth bass)
Lineage: Eukaryota; Metazoa; Chordata; Actinopteri; Centrarchiformes; Centrarchidae
Product: cyclic nucleotide-gated channel rod photoreceptor subunit alpha-like
Exons: 15
Coding region: 4-2022 (672 amino acids)
Biological process (GO): monoatomic cation transmembrane transport
Cellular component (GO): plasma membrane; intracellular cyclic nucleotide activated cation channel complex
Molecular function (GO): protein-containing complex binding; intracellularly cGMP-activated cation channel activity; intracellularly cAMP-activated cation channel activity
Source: RefSeq, a predicted model, not a curated record